This is a messenger RNA of Ambispora leptoticha, 453 nucleotides long. Lineage: Eukaryota; Fungi; Glomeromycota; Glomeromycetes; Archaeosporales; Ambisporaceae. The record is from the annotation of a GenBank genome assembly.
AUGCAGGAACUUAUGGGUCAGUUAAGGAAGCCAUGGUAAUUAAAGCAGACGAAAAGGUCGCCCCAAAGAGCUCGUUUGGAUACGACAAAAUAAAUGGUACGAGAAACACCAAAUGCUUAAAUAAUUUCAUGGUUUUUCUUAAGAAUGGAAGUAAAAAAAAUAAAUUCAAAAGUAUGCUUGCAACAGGUGGUGAAUUAUUUGAUCGUAUGUGUGAUCGCGGAAAAUUUACCGAAGCUGAUGCUGUAGAAGUAAUUAAAACAGUACUUACGCAAACUGCAAAAUUCAUGAAAGAUGAUGAUGAUAUUCUAACUACUUAUUGUAGUUCACCUGGUUACGUCGAUUAUGUGGUUAUGCACCGGCCUUGUAAUGAGGAUCCAUUUGCCACAACCGAGGAAAGAAAUGGCUUGCGCGUAGAAUUUCACAAUCGUUAUUGGAGAAACAUUUCAUCAGAUG